GUCAUUUGCCGCAUGUUGGAAAAACCACGCUGCUGAGUAUUUGUAAAUUGGUGAAAAUGAUUGCCAAAAUUAAGAAAAAUACCACUGUUAAAGUGAAGAAAAGCAAGACCUUGGAGAAGACGGUUCCCAAGAAGAAGGAUGCAGUGGAGAAGAAGCCGAAAGUGAAAAAGGAGCCUCAGGCACCGCCAAAGAAACUGAAGGGAAUUUCCAAGCGCUUCAAUGUGGAAAAACCCGUGAAGAAGAGCAAAAUCAAGGCCGAGGUGAAAACCGAGAAAACUGAAGAAAAUGUCACAGAAACCGCGGCAGCUGAGAAACUUACCAAGGUUUCCGGACGAAGGGCGAAACCAUACAAUUGCGGUGUUGUCCAGAUCAGAAGCCUGCCUCAUGGGUUCUUCGAGGAGCAACUGAAGGCGUUCUUUGAGCAAUUCGGGGUCGUGAACCGCGUGCGGGUGGCCAGAUCGCUGAAAACUGGGAAGAGCACUGGUGUGGGCUAUGUCGAGUUCAGAGUUGCGGAAGUGGCUGAGAUUGCCGCCGAUACGAUGAACAACUAUCUUCUAAUGAAGAGCAUCUUGAAGACCAAGUACAUCCCGCCAGAGAAGGUGACGCCUCGCUUGAUGCACAGUCGCGUGAAAGUGAAGAUGCAGAACGGCAAGGAAGUGGUGCUGUCGUCGACUAAUGCUCGCCGGAAAGGGGCUAUUCAGAGCCACAACUCGAAGCCCACGCCGAAGAGGAUUGAGAGGCGGCAAGAGAGACUGAAGAAGAAAGUGCAGGGGAAAAAACAUCAGCUGUCCGAGGCAGGAAUUGACUUUGAUGUCGAGAGCGUGGUGAAAAAGCCAAAAAUGAAGGCUAAGGAAAACCCCGAGACUCAUGAAAAGACCGAGAAAACUGAGAAGAAGCCUAAAGAGACGAAAAAAGUGGAAAAAGAUAAAGCUGAGAAGUCUCCCGUGAAGCCUGCCAAAGCGAAAACUGCGAAGAAAGCUGUGGUAAGUAAGAAAGUAAAGGAGGAAAAGAAGGCGAAAGAGAGUCCGAAGAAAAGCGCGGUUAAAAAGAAGAAAAUAUCCAUAAAAUUGGCUCCAAUUAAGCCCAAGAAAGUUGAUUCCCCGAAGAAGGACGCUAAAAAGGGGUUGAAGAUUAAAGUGGGUCAAAAGAUGGCGGGUAAGAAAAGUAAGAAAAUUGUCUAAAUAAAUAUAUCGAUAGAGUUAUAUUUUUAUAAUAAA
This is a messenger RNA of Phlebotomus argentipes, 1217 nucleotides long. Its product is annotated as MKI67 FHA domain-interacting nucleolar phosphoprotein-like. NCBI's taxonomy places the organism in Eukaryota, Metazoa, Arthropoda, Insecta, Diptera, Psychodidae. Gene Ontology annotation, biological process: maturation of LSU-rRNA from tricistronic rRNA transcript (SSU-rRNA, 5.8S rRNA, LSU-rRNA). Gene Ontology annotation, cellular component: nucleolus. Gene Ontology annotation, molecular function: RNA binding. Bases 57 to 1181 code for a protein of 374 amino acids. The record is from RefSeq and is a predicted model, not a curated record. The transcript is spliced from 2 exons.